AUGUCUCUCGUUCAAUUUUUUGUUUAUAUGAUAUCUGCUUCGUUCAUUUCCAUUGUAACUUUUAUUGCUGGAGUUGUGCUACUUACAAAUGCUGGCGUUCUUAUGAUGGUCAUGUUCAUCAGUUACAUCGGUAAUCUAGAAAUCGAAGGAGUUAUUCUAGCCCUAAAAUACUUUGAAAAUAACGACAAAUCUAUAGCAAAUUAUCAGGAGAAGAAUGAUUUUUUUCAAAGGGUUCCUAAAACUGUGAUCCUAAAUAUCUUUAGUUUUUUGAAACCUAAAGAUCUUUUUUCUUUUGCAAAGACUAGUAGACACCUUCAUAAGCAAUUAGAAAGCGAAGACUUUUGGGAGUUUAUUUGUAAAAAACAAUUCGAUCCACUUCAUAUCGAAGAUGUACAGAACACCCUAAGGAAAAUUAAAGAAAUAAAACUAAUAUUAGCAGAAGAGACAUAUGAGACAAUCCUACAAGCGAUUGAAAACGAAAUUUUUGAAUGGAAAUUUCUAUACAAAAAACUUUCAUUUAUGUGUCGAUAUAUCUCAUAUGAAUCACAUGUCGCUGAUUACGAUAAUCCUGAAAACUGGACAAUUGUAAAUUCAGAAGAAAGUGAAUUUGGUCAAUAUUAUCAUCUCACAAAUAUUUCUUGCCUUCAAGUCCAUGAAGUGUCCACCAUAGGAGAAUAUAUAGAUUUUCCUAAAGAAUUCAUAAAACCGCUUGUUCCUGGACAAAAGCUAAUCAGCAUCCUUAAAGAAAAAGGUGACUGGGUCGAAUAUUGUUUACCGGUACAAGCCAGAUUUGUCCCUCAAGAAGUCUCGAUUCCAGACAUCCCUACUACUUUUCAUUUACGAUGCAAAAUAUUCGAAGGCAAUGACGUGCUGAAGAGCGGACUGUCGAUUGAUUACGUUCGCUUGCGUUAUCAUAAUGAUCAAAAUAUCACAAGUAAUGAAAGCGAUGAUAGUGAAGAAUAA
Molecule: messenger RNA, 963 nt
Organism: Ambispora leptoticha
Lineage: Eukaryota; Fungi; Glomeromycota; Glomeromycetes; Archaeosporales; Ambisporaceae
Source: the annotation of a GenBank genome assembly